GCCGUGCCGCUGAGAACUACGCUUCCCAAAUCUUUCUGCGAGGAUUGAGGCAGGCUGUUGCAAGGCUUCUUCUCUUUAGUUGGGUAAAGUCUUGGGCAUCCGGGAGGGUUGGUCGUGUCGCGAGUUCGAGGCUCCGUUGAAACCGGGUCUCCUCGGAGCUUCAGCUCGCGGAGGAAACAAGUGGCUCGCCCGGGAGGUAACCCGUUUGUUUGGGUAGAUCUGAUCUACUUGCACUCAGGUGGGAAAAAUGAACAAAGAUGCACAAAUGAGGGCAACUAUUAAUCAAAAGUUAAUUGAAACAGGAGAACGAGAACGUCUUAAAGAAUUAUUGAGAGCCAAAUUAAUUGAAUGCGGUUGGAAAGAUCAGCUAAAGGCACACUGCAAAGAUGUCAUCAAAGAGAAAGGGCUAGAACAUGUUACUGUUGAUGAUUUGGUGGCUGAAAUUACUCCAAAAGGCAGAGCUUUGGUCCCUGAUAGUGUAAAGAAAGAACUUCUACAAAGAAUAAGAACGUUUCUGGCUCAACAUGCCAGUCUUUGAUCCUUCCUUUUGAAUCUUACCAUGCUUUAACAUGCGGUGUUCAGUGAAUCAUAUGAAAAACUGGAUGAACAUUUUUCAUGCUUCAGGAUUAAAGUUCAUUAUUUUUUAAAAAAUAUUUCAUUUACUUACUCCAAGUCUACUUCCAUAUAUCAAUUAUUAUUAAUGUUUUAAUAAAAGAAAAAUGCCAACAACCUGUGCUUAAAUGUUAAAAUCAAAAAUGCUUUGCCAUUAAAACAGUGUU
Messenger RNA from Protobothrops mucrosquamatus (brown spotted pit viper), 779 nucleotides. RefSeq names its product ENY2 transcription and export complex 2 subunit (gene ENY2). Gene Ontology annotation, cellular component: DUBm complex; SAGA complex; nuclear pore. The transcript is spliced from 5 exons. Gene Ontology annotation, molecular function: transcription coactivator activity; chromatin binding. The coding region runs from base 248 to 538 and encodes 96 amino acids. Lineage: Eukaryota; Metazoa; Chordata; Lepidosauria; Squamata; Viperidae. Gene Ontology annotation, biological process: positive regulation of DNA-templated transcription; poly(A)+ mRNA export from nucleus; regulation of transcription by RNA polymerase II. The record is from RefSeq and is a predicted model, not a curated record.